Messenger RNA from Micropterus salmoides (largemouth bass), 1112 nucleotides. RefSeq names its product allograft inflammatory factor 1-like. The transcript has 6 exons. Gene Ontology annotation, biological process: ruffle assembly; actin filament bundle assembly. The record is from RefSeq and is a predicted model, not a curated record. The coding region runs from base 209 to 652 and encodes 147 amino acids. Lineage: Eukaryota; Metazoa; Chordata; Actinopteri; Centrarchiformes; Centrarchidae. Gene Ontology annotation, molecular function: actin filament binding; calcium ion binding. Gene Ontology annotation, cellular component: ruffle membrane; actin filament.
GGUGAAAUGCAGGCUCUGUGUGUGAAUGGUAUGAUGUGGCAUGACAUGUUUGCUGCAGCCUUAAAUACUACGAGGAACCUCACUAAUGCUAACUGAAACUUUGUAACUUCACUUCCUCCUGUUGCUCAGAAUAUACAGAAACGCCAUCAUAGCUUUUCACACACUCAGAGUUACUUUCACAUGCAGGCUCUCGGCACUGUGCACAGAAAUGGACGACACUGCUCAAGGAGGUAAAGCAUAUGGUAUUUUAAAGUCUCAACAGGAAGAAAAACUGAACUCUAUCAAUGAGGCUUUUCUCUCAGAUCCCCAGUAUGCUGAAGAGGAAGACCUUAGCUCAAAGCUUGAAAUGUUUAAACAGAAAUACAUGGAGUUUGAUCUGAAUGACAAAGGAGAAAUAGAUAUAAUGGGAUUAAAACGAAUGCUGGAAAAACUCGGACUGGCCAAGACUCACUUAGAGCUGAAAAAGAUGAUGGCAGAGGUGGUUGGAGGGACAUCGAAAGACACUAUCAGCUACAAUGACUUCCUGAAUAUGAUGCUGGGCAAAAGAAACGCAAUUCUAAAACUGAUCUUGAUGUUUGAAAGCAAGGGAAAGGAGCAGGAGGCUAAAGAUGUUGGACCACCUCGUCGCAAAACCUUUUCAGACCUGCCCUGAAGGAGCUCUCCAUCUCAGCAGGGAAUGCCUGUCAAUAUGACUUCUUUUUUUUUCUGAUUUACACAUCAUCUAAAUGCUUUGAAAUUCAUGUCAAUUGGAAAAAAACACACCAAACAUAUUGUGAAUUGUGCAAUUUUCAAAGAAAUAAUUGAAUCUACACCAAAUGUUUGUGCAUUCUGUCUUGUGUGAUUAUGACCACAGUUCAGAUAUUCUCACAUUAUGAGCAACUUAAUGCUUUCUAAUUACUCUAUGAUAUUGCUAGCUGCUUAGUUAAAUACAAAACAUAGCCAAAUUAUGUAUGGAACCUGCAUGAGAGUGGCCAUUACCAUGUCAGACAAAAUACCACAAUAUAUAACGUUAACAAAAACAUACUACCAUCACAACAUUAACGUUUGAAUGAAGGUCACCUAACGUUACAUUAUAGUUUUGCUGCAAAUUCAUUAAAAAGUGAAUUGAAAUA